Xenia sp. Carnegie-2017 is the source of this 975-nucleotide messenger RNA. RefSeq lists its product as uncharacterized. Lineage: Eukaryota; Metazoa; Cnidaria; Anthozoa; Malacalcyonacea; Xeniidae. The record is from RefSeq and is a predicted model, not a curated record. Bases 55 to 756 code for a protein of 233 amino acids. The transcript is spliced from 5 exons.
AAAGAUCAUACCGUCUCGUUUUUCUUCAUACUGAGUGAAUUAUCAAGUAUUGUCAUGAAGCCUGACAUUAAAAUCAUACUUUUGUUGUUUUUUGUAUUUUGCCUCGUAAUCGAGAGUGAAGGAUUUUGGGGAAGAAGAUCAAGAAGUAAUACUCGUUCAUCAAGUUGGAGAAGAUCUAUUCGCAGAACACCCAUCCGUCGAAUACCUAUCCGUCGCACAUCCACAUCAAGGAAAAGCAGUGGUUGGUUUUCUGGUUCAUCCAGGUCAUCUUCGAGCAGCGGCUCUAGCAAGGGCUUCCCUCAUGACGUAAAGACAAAAAGUGGCUUGACUAAACUUUACAACAAGAAAGUGGUAAGUGUUCAACGUGUUGAAAGACCGCUGGCCGGUUUGAAUAAUGGAAAAAUUGGAGUUAUCGGUGUGAAGAUUGCGAACAAACUAGGAAUCAAGACGUCUGCCUCCGGUUAUAAGGAUCGUGCAACACACUCAGGCGUCGUGGUAAGAACGUCAGAUGGUAAACGAUAUCUGGUUCAUAAAGGCGAUGGCUAUGGAAAAUCUAGUCAGACAGUGGUUGUUGACGCUAAGCACAUGAGCAAUAAAUGGAAAAAUGUCGGCUCCAGUAAAAGUGGCAACGGAAAGAAUGUUGGGUCGUUCGUGAAAACCGGUGGGCCUAAUUAUAAUGUUAAAGGAGACAACUGUCAUAAUGCUGGUGAUAGGAUGAUGAAAAAUGGUAGAAAAAAACGUUCCACUUGUGGCUAGAUUUGAGAAACAAGUGUUAUUGGAUAUGAUUUGUGGAAACGGACAUUAAAUACGGGAUACGGAUAUUUGGUCCAAUUAAGUUUAAUUUACUAUAUAUUCAUAGUGUAAUCAAUAGAUUUCUAUAUGCGUUUCAUAGAAUAUAAACAAAAGCUUGUUUCAGAUGUAUGUAAGAAACUUUCAUAAAGUACAAUAAAAUUUAUUGUACAAAUUAGUUUUCUU